Molecule: messenger RNA, 697 nt
Organism: Glossina fuscipes
Lineage: Eukaryota; Metazoa; Arthropoda; Insecta; Diptera; Glossinidae
Gene: mRpS34
Exons: 2
Coding region: 100-672 (190 amino acids)
Biological process (GO): mitochondrial translation
Cellular component (GO): mitochondrion; mitochondrial small ribosomal subunit
Molecular function (GO): structural constituent of ribosome
Source: RefSeq, a predicted model, not a curated record
UUUCUUCUUCUUCCAUUAUCCAAAUAACUAACCAUAAAAAAUAUUUUCCUUACUUUUGCAACAUAUUGAAAUUAAUUUAAAAAAAAGAAGAAAAGUGAAAUGGCCGGCAACGGUAUUAAAUAUAUAGGCCGUAAAACUGACUUCAAAGGAAAAACUUUGUGGGAGAUUGUAGGAGAUCUCAAGGAUUAUGGUAUAGGCCGUUUGAUAAUACGUAAUAUGUUUCAACGGUAUCCGGAGCCAUGCUAUUUGCGCGUUUUAAAAGUCGAAACUGUCGAUGAUGAGAAAGUUCCCGGCAUGGCGCGAAAAGUUAAGGUAUCAGUACAGAAAACAUGGCGCGGCGUCACUCUACCCAAACCUAUUGAAAUCUAUAGCACUAGCUAUAAAGCUGAUUAUGAAUUAAUAGAUAAGGAAGACGAACAUAAAUACCUAAAUAAUACCAAAAAAGUGGAAGAACGUAUAUUAGAUAAUAAAAUGGAGUUUCCUCCAUUGUUAAGAGAAUUCAUUGAAGAAGAGACUGGUCAAAAAAAUCCUAUCAUGAAAGUACAUUUUAAACCUAUGGCAAAUAAAUUUGUUCGUUUGGCAAAAGACGGAGAGACGACACACAUUAAACUGACUCCCGGACUGGGUCAACCAUCGCCGGUAUCCCUUAAACUUUAUGAUGGUUGUUUGUAAUUGUUGUUGACACAUUCGUAGAAAA